AAGUCUCAUACCAGUUCAGAUGUUGCUGUUCCUUCAAGCUGCAGGUCUAUGGAAAUGCAGGAUCUAGCCAGCCCACAUAGCCGACUAAGUGGUAGUAGUGAAUCUCCCAGUGGUCCAAAACUUGAUAACUCCCAUAUAAAUAAUAAUUCCAUGACACCAAAUGGCACAGAAGUUAAAACAGAACCAAUGAGCAGCAGUGAGAUUGCUACUGCUACUACCACAGACGGAUCUUUAGACAAUUUCUCAGGAUCAGCAAUUGGAAGCAGUGGUUUCAGCCCAAGACAAACACACCAGUUCUCCCCACCACAGAUUUACCCUUCCAACAGACCAUACCCACAUAUUCUUCCUACCCCCCCUUCACAAACGAUGGCUGCAUAUGGGCAGACGCAGUUUACAACAGGGAUGCAACAAGCUACAGCUUAUGCCACUUACCCCCAGCCAGGCCAGCCUUAUGGAAUCCCUUCAUAUGGUGCAUUGUGGGCAGGCAUCAAGACAGAAGGUGGAUUGGCACAGUCACAGUCACCUGGACAGACAGGAUUUCUAAGCUACGGUGCCAGCUUUAGCACACCUCAACCUGGACAGGCUCCCUAUAGCUACCAGAUGCAAGGCAGCAGUUUUACAACAUCAUCAGGAAUAUAUGCAGGAAAUAAUUCACUCACAAAUUCUACUGGAUUUAAUAGUUCACAGCAGGAAUAUCCCUCUUAUCCCAGUUUUGGCCAGAGCCAAUAUGCACAGUAUUACAACAGCUCACCAUACCCUUCACACUACAUGACAAACAGCAACACCAGCCCAACAACACCCUCCACAAAUGCAACUUACCAGCUCCAAGAACCACCAUCUGGCAUCACCAGUCAAGCAGCUACAGAUCCUGCUGCAGAAUACAGUACAAUCCACAGUCCAUCAACACCCAUUAAAGAUUCAGAUUCAGAUAGAUUGCGUCGUAGUUCAGAUGGGAAAUCGCGUGGACGUGGCAGAAGAAACAAUAAUCCUUCACCACCACCUGACUCUGAUCUAGAGAGAGUAUUCAUUUGGGAUUUGGAUGAGACAAUCAUCAUUUUCCAUUCCUUGCUUACAGGGUCCUAUGCUAACAGAUAUGGAAGGGAUCCACCCACUUCCGUGUCUCUUGGACUCCGAAUGGAAGAGAUGAUUUUCAAUUUGGCGGACACGCAUCUGUUCUUCAAUGAUCUAGAAGAAUGUGACCAGGUUCACAUCGACGACGUGUCUUCGGAUGACAACGGUCAAGAUUUAAGCACCUAUAACUUCGGGACGGACGGCUUUCCCGCGGCUGCGACCAGUGCCAACCUGUGCCUGGCGACGGGGGUGCGCGGAGGAGUGGACUGGAUGCGGAAACUGGCUUUCCGCUACAGACGAGUAAAAGAAAUAUAUAACACCUACAAAAAUAACGUUGGAGGUCUCCUUGGUCCAGCAAAAAGAGAGGCUUGGUUACAACUACGGGCUGAAAUUGAAGCUUUGACAGAUUCGUGGUUAACACUUGCACUGAAAGCACUCACCCUUAUUCAUUCGAGGACAAACUGUGUGAACAUCCUUGUAACAACUACGCAGCUAAUUCCAGCUCUGGCAAAAGUCUUGUUGUACGGACUAGGGGUUGUAUUUCCUAUAGAGAAUAUUUACAGUGCAACUAAAAUAGGAAAGGAAAGUUGUUUUGAGCGAAUAAUUCAACGAUUUGGAAGAAAAGUAGUGUAUGUUGUUAUUGGGGAUGGUGUCGAAGAAGAACAAGGUGCAAAAAAG
Molecule: messenger RNA, 1749 nt
Organism: Merops nubicus (carmine bee-eater)
Lineage: Eukaryota; Metazoa; Chordata; Aves; Coraciiformes; Meropidae
Gene: EYA1
Product: EYA transcriptional coactivator and phosphatase 1
Exons: 16
Biological process (GO): multicellular organism development; positive regulation of DNA repair; negative regulation of extrinsic apoptotic signaling pathway in absence of ligand
Cellular component (GO): nucleus
Molecular function (GO): protein tyrosine phosphatase activity
Source: RefSeq, a predicted model, not a curated record